Molecule: messenger RNA, 1161 nt
Organism: Haliaeetus leucocephalus (bald eagle)
Lineage: Eukaryota; Metazoa; Chordata; Aves; Accipitriformes; Accipitridae
Product: opsin-VA-like
Exons: 5
Coding region: 1-1161 (386 amino acids)
Biological process (GO): visual perception; G protein-coupled receptor signaling pathway
Cellular component (GO): membrane; photoreceptor outer segment
Molecular function (GO): G protein-coupled receptor activity
Source: RefSeq, a predicted model, not a curated record
AUGGAUGCACUCAGAGCACCUGAAAAUGAGUCGCUGUUGUCCAGUUCCUCCGGUCCUGCCAGAUGGGAUCCCUUCCGUCGUCCCUUGGACUCCAUCCAGCCCUGGCACUUCAGCCUUCUGGCAGCAGUAAUGUUGGUGGUGACCUCCCUGUCGCUUGCUGAGAACUUGGCUGUAAUCCUGGUAACUUCUAAGUUCAAGCAAUUGAGACAACCUGUCAAUUAUGUUAUAGUCAAUUUGUCUGUGGCUGAUUUCCUGGUCUCCCUGACUGGUGGCACCAUCAGCUUUUUAACAAAUCUAAAAGGUUAUUUUUAUCUGGGAUACUGGGCUUGUGUACUGGAAGGAUUUGCUGUCACAUUUUUUGGCAUUGUUGCUCUCUGGUCUCUUGCUCUGUUGGCUUUUGAGCGGUAUAUUGUGAUCUGUCGCCCAUUGGGAAAUAUGCGCUUGAGGGGGAAGCAUGCAGCCCUAGGUAUUGCCUUUGUGUGGACCUUUUCCUUCAUUUGGACCAUUCCACCAACAAUGGGUUGGAGCAGUUACACCACCAGUAAGAUUGGAACUACUUGUGAGCCUAACUGGUACUCAGGAGCUUAUACUGACCAUACGUACAUUAUUGCAUUCUUCACCACCUGUUUUAUAGUGCCUUUAUUGGUGAUUUUGGUAUCCUAUGGAAAACUGAUGCAGCAGCUAAGAAAGGUGUCAGAUACGCAAGGCAGGCUGGGAAGUACCAGGAAACCUGAAAGACAAGUGACAAGAAUGGUUGUUGUUAUGAUCAUUGCCUUUCUAAUCUGCUGGAUGCCAUACGCCGCCUUUUCUAUCCUAGUCACCGCAUACCCCUCCGUUGAGCUGGAUCCUUGUCUGGCAGCAGUUCCAGCUUUCUUUUCCAAAACAGCCACUGUUUAUAAUCCAAUAAUUUAUGUCUUUAUGAACAAACAGUUCAGGAAGUGUCUGAUUCAAAUGUUCAGCUGCAGUGCCAUAGAAACUGCAGAGUCCAGCAUGAACCCGACUUCAGAGCGAGCAAUGAUAACCCAGGACAAAAGAGGCAGUGAGAUGUCCACCAUGGCAGUAUGUAGCACCAUUUCUAAGAAGAAAACCGGAGAUGAACGCAGAAAUUGCCGAUCUUUUGCUGAGUUGGCAGCUUCAGAAAACAAAAUCUGUCCCAUGUAG